GGACCAUCUCUCCUCGUGUCAUCUCAGCUGGAAUUUUCCUCUACACGCGCACACACACCUUCAAUCUCGGCUCGCAGUGUAUUGACACCACAUCUUCGUCACUUUAUGCGACUCUCACCGCGUGCUGAAGGAUGUGGCGAUAUCCUGGCAUGGUUGUGCGAUAAUGAAUCCUCAGUCGAGUGUUGAGUGGGAUCGCCGCAAAGAAACGUCCAUCGAUGGUGAUAUAAAUAAAUCGGCGGGACUGUUUCUUCUACAUGCACUAAACAGAUCCACAUGAAGCCGAACGACUUUCGCCGUCGACUCAGUCGUCUUCUCUUCCUGGCUGUCCUCCUCCUCAUCUCGCUCCCGACCACUCAAUCCGCCACCAUUAACCAGCGCAAGGGCAACGCCACCCUCGUGCUGCUCCAAGAUGAAACCAAUGCGACCGACGUCCGCCUUCAGUUCAGUGAGUUUCGCAACAUAUUCGACAUCGAGGGUCACGCUGUGAAUACGGUGGAUUUUUUGCCCGCCAAUGGUCUGAGCGCCCUCAUGAAGUAUUUGGAGAAUAACAAUUACUCCACGCUGGUUUUUGUGCUGAGCAACAACAACACGAGAGAUGCUGGAUAUUGCGAUAUGGCCAAGCAAUUCUCCCUGACAUACAACAAGGAUGUGCUCUUCUGGCCAUGUCCGAGAAUGAAGCUUACCGAGAACUUUCUGCCCUCUUACGAGAUAAUAUCGUUCGUGGUGAAGAGCAUUUCGCAGGAAUUGAAUUGGACAGAGGCUGUGAUCUUUGCUUCAGAAACGAACUGGGGUCUGCCGUUGGCAAUUUCAGCCAAUAUUAAGAUACCAUUUCGAGUGGAAAUCGGCACGACAAACCUCAAUGAAAGACAAAUAGCUGACAAAAGGGGAAAAGUUGUGAUAAUAACAUCAUCUCUGAAUUCCAUGGAGACGCAACAGGUUAUUCAGCACUUUGAGCACUACAGGCUAACAAAAUUACUCCUCAUUGAUAUGUUUGGCACAAUAUUCAACAGUAGAAGUCACUUCUACACUUACUUGGGCGGAAAAUUUACAAAAAUGGAUAACAUUUUUCUCGCAUGGUCUUCUGGAAUAGUGCCAGAAAAUGCCAAUCUCGGCGAGAACACAACCAGAAAUGGCAGUACAAAUGGCGAUGAUAGCACGAGGCCGUAUAAAAAUCUCCUCGUGCUCACGGUGCUCACGGAGAAACUGCGGCACCUGCUAAAUAAAACACUUCAUGUGGAAUUUGAAAAGUAUUCACAGUGGAUGGCGAGCAAGACUUACGAUGACGGCAAAUCCCAUGAUAUUUCCCGCAAUGCGACGGGUGUAAAGAGAGACAGGAGAAAUCUGGCAGAUAACACGAGAAGAUAUAGAGGAAAGCAUCCGGGAGUGUCUGGUGAGAACGUAGCGCCAAGUGAUGUGGAAGGACAAAGAGAUGCUCUAGUGUCUAAUAUCAGUGGUAUAGUAUUGAAUUUCCUACGCAGAGUGAUUGCAUUUAAUUGUGAUGUCCAGUCUCUUGCUGCUAAUGUCUCCGUUGGCACUCCAGACGACUGGGACAGGCUCGUGCGGGAGCAAUGUCCACGAGAAAUCGAUUGUCAUCCCGAGCAUUUCGACGGGGACACUGAUUUCUGUUACUUCUUCUGUUAUCACGCCUUCGGCGAUAGUACAAAAUCAAUGGGAAACUCUACAAGUGAUGCCGCUGGCGUGGGUGGGCGCCUAAGGGAAGUGUGCUUUAAGGUUAAAGACCACAAAGUGGACGCCGGAGGAGCAGCGAAGAGGCUGGCGGAGUACAUCAUCGAGGAGUCGCAGCGCAGUGGAGCGAGACGCUGGCGUCGGCAGGCCACGAGGGACUCCCACCCCCAGCAUCAGCUGGCGUAUAGUGAAUUUUUCAGUUUGUUCGACUUCAUAGUGACGAUCCUGUAUGGUGCUAAUGAGAGUGGUAUCAAAUUUGACUUUAUUGUGCUGGACCUCCAUCAGAAUGUGAAUGCGAGGAAUGAGUCAACUUUUGGCUGGCGUCCCUUUCUAAUACUCCAGCAGAAUCACAUCAAUCAUCAGGUAUUCACCACACAUCCACUCCUGAGGGGUUUCCGUGAUUGGGGAUUGGACACGUCUCAGUUCUGGACGUGCGGCACACUGUGCUGGGGUGUCAUCGGGCUGGCCAUCUUUCUCCUCCUGUGCAUUAUUGUCGCCAGCGUUACGGCCGGAAUAGCUGUUAGGAAUUAUUUACUGAAGAAACGUUUAUCAAAGGGACCAAACAAAAUUGUUCUGUCACCAUCGGAUUUUGUGUUUCCGGUCGACUCGAGGCGGGUUGACGAGGGAAUCGAGGCGAUGCUGUGCUGCUGGCUGCAGCAACUCCAGGAAUUCGGGGGCCCCGAGGUCGACAAGCCGGAUUUGCUGAAGGGCUCAAUUGGAUCCUUGAAGAACUUGGGCUUAGCCAGUGCUGCCAAAAAUAAUUCUGGCUCGGGGAGUUUAGCGCGCCACCACACAGUAAUCGACGUUAGAGCCAGAUACAAUGGUGACCUCGUGCAGCUGAAGGAAAUCCCUUUGAUGGCCGUGACAGAGCUGAAGACUAAAGCCAUGGACAUCCUGAUGACAGCCCACGGACUGCGACACGAGAACAUCAAUCCCCUCAUUGGGUGGCUGAGCGAUGCCAAUCGCACUGCGAUGGUGUUCGAGUACUGCUCUCGUGGCUCCUUGCAAGACGUCCUUAUUAUGGACGACAUUAAGCUGGAUUGGUCUUUCCGGCUCAGUUUGCUGACGGAUCUGGUUCGGGGAAUGCGCUAUUUACACACUUCCGCUCUGCGCGUUCACGGCGGUUUGUCAUCGAGGAACUGCGUGGUGGACGCCAGGUGGGUUCUCAAAAUCACCGAUUACGGUCUGCCGAGCUUCUACGAGGCCCAGGGCAUUGCGGUGCCAUCGAAAUCUCCCAAAGAACUCCUCUGGACCGCCCCAGAAGCUCUGCGCGGCACAAAAGGCUUCCCCAAGCACGGAACACAGCCGGCAGACGUCUACUCGUUCGGUAUAAUAAUGCAGGAGGUGGUGGUGCGGGGCGAGCCCUACUGUAUGCUCUCCCUAUCACCUGAAGAUAUAAUAGCAAAAAUAAAGCGUCCUCCGCCCCUAAUCCGCCCUUCGGUGUCGAAGGGCGCUGCACCACCCGAAGCCAUAAAUAUUAUGCGCCAGUGCUGGGCGGAAAUGCCAGAUAUGCGACCGGACUUUAACACUGUAUACGAGCGCUUCAAGCAGCUGAAUCAUGGACGUAAAGUGAACUUUGUUGACACGAUGUUUCAAAUGCUCGAGAAGUAUUCAAACAAUCUAGAGGAAUUGAUUCGAGAGCGCACAGAGCAGCUCGACAUUGAGCGUAAGAAGACUGAGCAACUAUUGAACCGGAUGCUUCCGAGCUCCGUGGCGGAAAAGCUGAAAAUGGGCUUGGCUGUUGAUCCUGAGGAAUUCUCGGACGUGACAAUAUACUUCAGUGACAUCGUUGGCUUCACCACAAUAGCAGCACACUGCAGUCCAGUGCAAGUCGUUGAUCUCCUUAAUGACCUCUACACAUGCUUCGAUGACACGAUAAAUGCAUACGACGUCUACAAGGUGGAGACGAUUGGAGAUGCGUAUAUGGUUGUGAGCGGACUGCCUGGCCGGAUUCCCGAUCAUGCGGAACAAAUAGCCACCAUGGCGCUGGAUUUGCUCCACCAGAGCGGCCUGUUUAAAGUGAAACAUUUGCCAAAUGUACCUCUUCAGCUGCGUAUUGGUCUCCACACGGGACCCUGUUGUGCUGGCGUUGUGGGGCUCACAAUGCCGAGAUACUGUCUAUUUGGGGACACGGUGAACACGGCAUCUCGAAUGGAGUCAACAGGAUCAUCCUGGCGCAUUCACCUGUCUCAGGUAACGCGCGAUCGCCUCGAGAAGGCGGGCGGUUACAUGCUGGAGCCCCGCGGUCCCAUCGAAAUCAAAGGCAAAGGCCUCAUGAACACGUACUGGCUGCUCGGCAAGAAGGGCUUCGACAAGCCGCUUCCCAGUCCGCCGCCCAUCGGUGAAGCUCACGGUUUUCCCAUUUUCAGUUUUGACGAAACUCUCGCCCGGAGCAUGAAUGAGAGCGUGGGUGUACUCACUGAGGUCGAAGACAAUCUGAUGACACCGAGAACGAGUGUUGACCACAUGGCCGUUGAAAUAGCAGACGUGAAAGUGGAGAUAACGCCCCCGGUGAUACCAGACCUGCCUGCGGCCACCAUGUCGGCGUCGACAUCUCUGGAAUCCUCAACAAGUGGCUUCAACCUAAACAUUAACAUUCCCGACUUCCCGCCAAAGCCCACAACCACAGUGAGUCCGAAUCAGCGCAAAAUGUCCGAGUUCGGCCAAGAUGGCCUUCUCAAUCCCUCCGCAUUUAAUCGCUUGAGCAACACUUCGGCCUCUUCGGCGCGUCUGUUCAAGAAAAUCGAGGAAAUGAUGGACCUGAGCUCACCCUACAAUCACUAUCGCUGUCUAAGUCCGAGCGAGAGCAAUUUGUUGCAGUGCGGCGCCGAUUUAAAGGCGAGCUUUGGGAAGUUCCAUGAGGCCAACAAGCCAGGCUCCAGCAGACUUCUUCGCCGGCAAUUUAGCCUGGACAAGGAGGACGUACAUGGCCAGGGCGGGAGUCGAGAGGGCGCGAAGCACAGUAUCGACAGCGGAGAUUGUCGUUCGGGCGGUCAAUUGACGAAGGCCGCGAUGCCGCGUAUCCACAAGCAGAACUCCAACAGUCUGGCUCAGGAUCUGGAGAAAAUCGAGGAAAUCCCCUUGUCGCCAGCCUCCUCGGCGGACAACAAGCGCCAGAGCUCGCGAAGAGACACCGCAGAGACGCACGCUGACCAGACGGAGGAGGAGAAGAUUGUUGGUGGAAAUGGUCGCUGUGAAAUUAAUCUCAAUGUAGAAACUCUGCUAUUCAGGUAGGAUACCGCCUAAUCGCUGUGGCAAGACAGUGAAGAGGGAUAUCGAUUAACAUCACUUGAGAAUUGUUUGUUUUCCACCUUCCGUGCCAGAAUUUCGCUCUCGUGAGGUUGUUUUGCAGAAGCCAAAAAAGCCCUCACACCAGAAAUUGUGGCACUUGAGUGGGAAGAAUCAUCUCUGAUUAUUGUGCUGUGUCCAAAAUGUUAUCCUUUAGAGAGAGAGACAUAUAUAUAUAUACAUAUAUAAAGUGAUUUCUUCCAUGAAGAGAGUUUGUGAAAAGUUCUGUUUACUAAUGACAUAUUUUAGCCCAGAAAAUGUUUACCAAAAUAUCGUUGUGUAUAUCUUUAAAGAAAAGCAAGACUCGUAAUUUCCACCGAAGCGAUAUAAUAAGUGAAAUCGUGUAUUUGAAACUCUCCAACACAUAAACGACCUGCUUUCGAUAUCCUAUAAAAGGUGUUGUAAACUCUGAAAAAUUAUAUGAUAACGCGUCUUCAUGUGUACAUAACUUAUGUAUUGCCAAAAUCUUUGUAGCCAGGUAGGAAAAUUUACUGAAGAAAAACUGCUAAAGAAAAUACAUAUGUAGAAUUGUGCAUGAAGAAGUAGGACAUUUUGAAAUUUACUACAAUUUAUUAAUGUACCAAAAAAAAUAUAUCGAAAGACAAUCGUGUUUGUUUGUCCGAGCAGAAACCAGUAGGAAUGACAGAGAAAAGAUUGGAGAUUAAGUAUAUAUUAUCAAGUUGGGUGAAUUGCCGAAAGAGUUGCUGCAUAAAUUAUAAAACAAAGUUUUAUACAUAACACACAUAUUUCACCCUAUAUUGGAUGUUGGAUUUUGCAAGCGUCGUUAAUGUUGAAAUUCCAUUAUCGAUCAAUAAUGAAGUCAUAUUGAUUCAUCCAUCGGUGUUUUUCAAAGUGAAAACAUUAGUGCUGAAAGCAUAAAAUCUAGGGGUUUAAUUCUGUAAUCUGACUAGAGUGGAAAAAAUGUAAAUUUAGUAAAGUGUUUCUUCCAUCACUAAUCGCAACUUUCGUAGCAGAUAACGACUCUUAAACUAUCACCAUCAAAGUAAGUAACAGACAUCGUGUAUUCUAUAGCGUUAUAUCAUGUAGAGUUUAGUUUUUAAAUGAUAGUGAGAAAGGUAUAUAUUUUAAAAUAACAUUUGGUAUUUAAAUUUUCUAUGGAUGUAAUUGAAUGUAAACGUCUUAUAAUAUGAAAUAUAUGUAUAUAUUUUAUAAUAAGAAAAUGCAUUACAGAACAAAUUUAUAUGGUAAUGUUGAUUUUAGGAAAUUAUAUUGAAAUCUUAUGAGUGAUUUGAUAGUGUGAAUUCCCAGAGUUUAUAUUGUACGAACAGUUAAAGGCAAAAAAGAUGUGUGUGUAGAAUUAGCAAAGCUCCUUUUUCACAGACUGUGCAUUUUUCGAAAGUCAAAACGUGGGUGUAACAAAGCCAAAGAUGUGAAAUUCUGCCAAAGAUGAAAUUCUAGACGCCGUUUCCAAUUGUAAUCAAAAAGAUUGUAGGAGUAUUUCUGUCAUAGAAAAUUUUUCGAUAUAUAAUUGUUUAGACAAUUUUCUCUGAUGAUAACUGAAUGUAUCCUUAGUGAAAUUUUAUUAUCAUUGACUAUAUAUUUACUUAUAUAAAAUUCGAAUUUAUCGGCCUAACUGUAGCCCAAAAUACCUUUCAGAAUGUGCCAUUUGUGAAAAAAAAAUCUCGUCUUAUUGAAACUUGAGUUAAUAAUUUUGUACUAUGUCAUCGUGAAAUUUAUAUAAUGCCUUUCAAAAAUUUGUCUAUGAAGGAUGAUGAGAAAUGCAAUGGAGAGAUCCAAACCACUGCAAUUUCCACAAUUACUAUACUAAAUUGGAAAUCACGUGUCUCCUACCAAAAUGAUUGUUGAUGAUAGAUAUUCAGCAAUAAAGAGAUUUAAUU
Molecule: messenger RNA, 6833 nt
Organism: Phlebotomus argentipes
Lineage: Eukaryota; Metazoa; Arthropoda; Insecta; Diptera; Psychodidae
Exons: 20
Coding region: 274-4920 (1548 amino acids)
Biological process (GO): cGMP biosynthetic process; protein phosphorylation; receptor guanylyl cyclase signaling pathway
Molecular function (GO): ATP binding; peptide receptor activity; protein kinase activity
Source: RefSeq, a predicted model, not a curated record